GCUUCAUCCACAUCUGCUCGCAAUGCCGUCGCGAAGUUAUUGGGCUGUUGCGGCUCUCUUGUGCGCCUUCCUGCUCUUCAACGUCGCUCAAGCUGUCGUGGACAAGGCCAAUGACUCGGGUGCCAUUGGCCUGCUCUCCACCGAGGAUAUCGAGGACAAGCUGCAGGAAUGCCCCAUUGUCCAAGAGCUAAGCGCACACAAGGUCGCUACCAGCCCUCCCCCUGGUGGCUUGACCUCUCGCAUCUUCGCCGUUCUCUUUCCCGGCAGUCCCGCCGUCAAUGCUCUUCUGGCAACCCUCUACAUUUCCGGGCCGCCCAAUUUCCUGCUGGCACUAUGCCCGCCCAACAUUGACCCCUCGUCUCUCAGCAUUAUGGUUGCCUUCGCUGUCGGCGGCCUGAUGGGCGACACACUGUUCCAUCUGCUGCCAGAAAUCUUCCUUGGCGAAGAAGAAGUUGACCGUGUCAAGUUCGUCAUGGUCGAGCCGAACAAGAACCUUUUGCUUGGUGUUGCCAUCAUGAUCGGCUUCAUGACCUUUGUUGCCAUGGACAAGGGUCUGCGCAUCGCGACUGGCGGCGAAGAUCCGCACGAUCACUCUCACGGGCACGGCCACGCCCACGCCGAUGACAAGCCCACUGCUACCACCAGUGGAGCUGACGCCGCAGGUGCUAGCUCUGUGCGCUCGCGGAAGUCUACCUCCAACACGCCCUCUUCCGUCUCUGAUUCCACAGAGCCCUCGAAAGAGCCUUCGGCCUCAGCCAAGCUGGGAGGUCUGCUGAACAUGAUAGCUGACUUUACGCACAACAUCACGGAUGGCCUCGCGCUCAGCAGUUCUUUCUACGCGUCGCCCACCAUCGGAGCCACUACGACCGUCGCUGUCUUCUUCCAUGAGAUCCCGCACGAGGUCGGUGAUUUCGCGCUGCUGAUUCAGUCAGGUUUCAGCAAGCGCGCGGCCAUGGGCGCGCAGUUCGUAACGGCAUUCGGCGCACUGCUGGGUACCGUUAUUGGAAUCGCCGUGCAGGAAUUUGGCGGCUCCUCUGCGUCCUCCGGCGAUGCGGAUCCGGGUCUCUUGGGUACGAGCCUCCGCUGGGGCGAUUUGUUGCUGCCUUUCACGGCGGGCACUUUCUUGUACGUCGGCACUGUCGCAGUCAUCCCUGAGAUGCUAGAGACAGGGCCAGACAGGAAGCGCGAGACGCGCAAGACGCUGACGCAGUUCGUGGCCAUUGCUGCGGGUGCGGGCAUCAUGCUGGCGAUCUCGUGGCACUGAGAGAUGGAUGAAUAGACGAAGGGAGUAGAGACGGAGGUUGGCCCAGACAAGAACCACAGCAUAAGCAGGUUUAUGGUUGUGGGCGAAAUGAGACGAAUGGAUGAUGUUGCUCGCGCGCAAGUGUGACAAGGGCCGCCACGUUUGGACGGUGGUCGCACUCGUAGCUUAGGUACUUUAUGUGGACGGGCAUACCGUAUUCAGCUAGGAGCUGAUACUCUCAGUCGGAAAAACAAGAAUCUAGAUAGGAGGCGGAUUUAGAAAGGCAUGGCAUACGCGACUUGAUUAUUGCGCGCUUCCGCUCCCAAAAUGCUUUUAGUUUAUUCAGAUCCCACUGUCUCACUCAUAC
Messenger RNA from Aplosporella prunicola CBS 121167, 1610 nucleotides. RefSeq lists its product as uncharacterized. Bases 23 to 1264 code for a protein of 413 amino acids. Gene Ontology annotation, biological process: intracellular zinc ion homeostasis; zinc ion transmembrane transport. The record is from RefSeq and is a predicted model, not a curated record. The transcript has 2 exons. Gene Ontology annotation, cellular component: membrane. Lineage: Eukaryota; Fungi; Ascomycota; Dothideomycetes; Botryosphaeriales; Aplosporellaceae. Gene Ontology annotation, molecular function: zinc ion transmembrane transporter activity.